AUGGAGGCCAUCAAGAAGAAAAUGCAGAUGCUGAAGCUGGACAAGGAGAACGCCAUCGACCGGGCGGAGCAGGCUGAGGGGGACAAGAAAGGAGCGGAGGACAAAUGCAAACAGCUGGAGGAAGAGCUGCUGGGUCUGCAGAAGAAGCUGAAAGGAGUAGAAGAUGAACUCGACAAAUACUCCGAGUCACUGAAAGACGCCCAGGAGAAGCUAGAACAGGCCGAGAAAAAGGCAGCAGACGCUGAAGCUGAGGUGGCAUCUCUAAACAGACGUAUCCAGCUGGUGGAAGAGGAGUUGGACCGAGCUCAGGAGAGACUGGCUACGGCUCUGCAGAAGCUAGAGGAAGCUGAGAAAGCAGCUGACGAGAGUGAAAGAGGAAUGAAGGUCAUAGAGAACAGGGCGAGCAAGGACGAGGAGAAAAUGGAGAUCCAGGAGAUGCAGCUAAAAGAAGCCAAACAUAUCGCUGAGGAAGCAGAUCGCAAAUAUGAAGAGGUUGCACGUAAACUUGUGAUUCUUGAGGGCGAUCUGGAGCGUUCAGAAGAGCGCGCUGAGGUGGCCGAGGCAAAAUCAGGUGACCUUGAGGAAGAAUUGAAAAAUGUCACCAACAACUUGAAGUCACUGGAGGCUCAGGCAGAAAAGUACUCACAAAAGGAGGACAAAUAUGAAGAAGAAAUUAAACUUCUUACUGACAAACUUAAAGAGGCUGAGACCCGAGCAGAGUUUGCGGAGCGCUCCGUGGCCAAGCUGGAGAAAACCAUUGAUGAUCUGGAAGAAAAGCUGGCCCAGGCCAAAGAGGAAAACCUCGACAUGCAUCAGGUGUUGGACCAAACCCUUCUGGAGCUCAACAAUCUAUAA
Messenger RNA from Nerophis lumbriciformis (worm pipefish), 855 nucleotides. NCBI's taxonomy places the organism in Eukaryota, Metazoa, Chordata, Actinopteri, Syngnathiformes, Syngnathidae. The record is from RefSeq and is a predicted model, not a curated record.